CUCAGUGAAAAAGAAUCCCAUUACGUUUAUAGCGCCACGUACAUUCGUGAAUAGGCUAUUGGGUUUUCCUGAAGGAUGAAUCAGCUGGCCGGUGUAGGCUAAUGGAAGAAGAAGCAUGGCUGCAGUACAGGCUCAGGGCGAUCUUUUGAAAAUGACCCACAGAGAAAACUGGAAGGUGCAGCAUGAGAAGCUCCAUGUCAAGCACAGUGGGCAUGAGGCCAUGCAUGCGGAGAUGGUCCUCAUCCUCAUCGCCACCCUCGUCGUAGCACAGAUCGUCCUGGUGCAGUGGAAACAGAGGCACUGCAGAUCCUACAACCUGGUCACCCUGGUACAAAUGUGGGUCGUCCCUCUUUAUUUCACUAUAAAGCUGUACUGGUGGCGCUUUCUCUCUACUUGGGGGAUGUUCUCUGUCAUAACCAGCUAUGUCAUCUUCAGAGCCACCCGUAAGCCCCUGUCUGGCAGGACCCCACGGAUGGUCUACAAGUGGUUCCUCCUCAUAUACAAACUGAGUUACGCAGUCGGUGUCGUUGGGUACCUUGCAAUUAUGUUCACAAUGUUUGGGUUCAAUGUGUUCUUCAGGAUUAAAGCAGAGGAUUCGAUGGAUGUGGGUGUGAUUAUGCUGUUUUAUGGCCUGUACUAUGGAGUCAUGGGCCGGGACUUUGCGGAGAUAUGCUCGGAUUAUAUGGCGUCAACAAUAGGUUAUUACAAUGUUGGGGGCAUGCCUUCUAGAAGCCUCCGCGACGAUAUAUGUGCUGUGUGCGGGCAGAAGAUCUUUGUGGAUGUGGACGAGGAAGGGAUUAUUGAAGACACAUAUCAGCUGUCCUGCAAUCACAUAUUCCAUGAAUUCUGUAUUCGCGGUUGGUGCAUUGUGGGAAAGAAGCAGACCUGUCCCUACUGCAAUGAGAAGGUGGACCUGAAGAGAAUGCUGAAUAAUCCCUGGGAGCGCACACAUAUGUUAUAUGGACAGUUAUUGGACUGGCUGCGAUACCUUGUUGCUUGGCAGCCUAUCAUUAUUGGCAUUGUUCAUGGUAUUAAUUUCUCUUUAGGACUUGAAUAGUACAUUGCAGCAUUAUGUUUAAAUUAACAAUUUGCAUGUGUAUUAUUUGUAAAUUCUGUAUUUCAUCAUGUAUAUGCAAAAAAAAAACUUUUAUAUAUUAUAAUUUAUUGAAAGAAAUGGUUUACAGUACUAAAAUGUUCACAGUUUUGUACCUCACUGCCUCAUAAAUUCCAUUGCUCUUUGUCAAAGCCCCCAAUUUUAUUUCUGUUAAGAAAAUCUAUGAAAUAAAAAUCCAUAUAUAGUAGCAGGAAGUUACUGUAUAUAGUAGAAAAACCAGGAUUCUGUUCUACAACAUGCUUCUAGUAAAUAAUUUCGGUAAUUGUAUUGUAAAUGCAUUCAAUGUAUUUCCAAUUCAGUUCAAUUUCAUUUGUGCAGUGCUUUUUACAGAGAUGGAAAAUUGCGAAUGAGGCCAUGAUUCCUUGAAAACCUAAAUUUAAAAGAAUGUAUUGUAAUAUGGAUGUGCCAUAAUGGACUAAUAGAACAUUUAAUAGGUUAAUAAGAUAAUGCUAUUUUGUCAGAAUUGCAAGAUAAAUAGGCUAACAUUUUAACAUUCAGUUAGUAGUACGGGUAUAUCUUUUACUCUGCCAUUUUGGUCUUGAUAAGAGUACCUGUACCUGUAGGUAAGGUCAGUGUUUAUUCGACUUGCCAAAUCAAAAAACUAAUUUAUGAAAUUGUUUAUCCAAGGACAAAAUACAUGACGUUUGAAUGGAGCCCAAAGCUAAUACAAUAAGGACAAUAAAGAAUAAAUACUUGGGGAAAAAUGUGUAAAAAAAAUGUGUAAAAUAUAAACCAUUUAGUUCGGAAGUGAAUUCCAAGGAAGGAUAGUGAUAAAAUGUUUUUGUAAACAAACCGUUUAUGUUCAUGCUUAUGUGUACUGCCUGUUAUCCCAGUCAUUGCUGAGGAUGAUAAUGAGUAGCACAUUUUCCCACACAGCAAGUCAUUGCCAAACAUUACAAAUUUAACCCAACGUGCAUAACAAAUUAAUAUUUGUGUGCAAAUUUUAUAGGGCUGUGCAUGUUACGACUGGAAAAUAAUUUACAACAGUAACUAUUCAUAUUAUGGUGUUAAUUAAAUCUAGUUUUUUAUUCAGUUUAAAUAAAUACUUUCAUACAAUUUACAGUGAAGAAAUGUUUGGAGAUUUGGUGUGAAACAUGCAUGAAAGGAAUAUAGCAAAUGCAUAAACCUGAAAACAAAAAGGGACUUGUUUUAGACAUUUAAAGAUAGAUUAUAGACAUUGUGCAUUGUGCGUAUUUUAUAUUUGGUUACUGAAAUAACUCUUGCUUUAUUGCUGAUUUUUAAGAUAUCUUAUUUUUUUGAUUUUUUUUUUUUUACAAAACAGAAUAACCCAUUCCCAACAGGGUAGCUGGAGGGCUGUAGUGCUUUAUUUUUAUAGUGUGGAAUCUUCGAGAAACAAAAAUCCUCAAAGGCUCUUAGAGCCCACAGUGCUUUUGCUGUUAAAAGUUUCUGUCUGUAUUGGAUUAUGGUCAGGAAUCUGGAAAUCAUCCAGUGGAGCUUCAGCUCUCUUUUGAUGCCGUUGGAAGAAAUAAAAUGUUUUUCUUGUUUGUUUUUCA
This is a messenger RNA of Conger conger (European conger), 2628 nucleotides long. It is a transcript of the gene rnf175, whose product is annotated as ring finger protein 175. Gene Ontology annotation, cellular component: endoplasmic reticulum membrane; Golgi membrane. Gene Ontology annotation, molecular function: metal ion binding; ubiquitin protein ligase activity. The transcript has 9 exons. The record is from RefSeq and is a predicted model, not a curated record. Bases 116 to 1057 code for a protein of 313 amino acids. Lineage: Eukaryota; Metazoa; Chordata; Actinopteri; Anguilliformes; Congridae.